AUGAGACACUUCAAGAACCAAAUCGGUUGGGCCCUUACCACCGGGGCCCUGGCACCAAUGUCUGUCCUGGCUCAUCCUACCAAGCCGGGCGGCAAGUUUGCAGCACCAGUGACUCUUCCCCUUACCUGGGCCGAGAGCACGCUGUACCGUCCCGGUCUUUGGAUGAUGGAUGUAGCAGUGGGCACUCCGCCACAGAUCCAGGCUCUGACUUUCGACACGGACUUUGCCGAUAUUGAGGUUCACAGCGCAAGCGAUGGUAACUUUACAGAGGCUUGCAAGACUCAAAUCCCAUCAUUCUGUUCUACAUACAAUGUUAGUGCCUCAAGCUCGUUUAAAUCUCUCGGCAAAGGCACAUACCACUUUGACUCUGAGCUUUUUGGCAUCCCAGAGGAUGGAGACUACAGCACUGAAGUCCUUCAUCUGGGGGGUGUCGCAAUCAAGAACCAGACAUUUGGCUAUACGACGUCUAGUCGCGAACCAUACGGCAACUUUGGCCUCAGUCCACCAAACAACGAGAUCGGAGUCAUCACAAACACUUUCCCGCAGUACCCAACUUACUUGGAAUCUCUUGUGCUCCAAGGGAUCUACGAAAACGCCUGUUUCAGCGUGUGGCUUGAUCCUCAUUAUCCAUGCGAGGGCUUCGAGGAUAUUCCAGACGGAGAGGUGACGUUUGGCGGCAUCGACACGGGCAAGUUCAAGGGCGACCUCGUGACUUUUCCAGUUCAAGGCAAGGUUAACGGCUCUGCUAUGGCGGCUCACUGGGACUUGUCACUUACGAGCAUCACACACGGCGACUCCAAGACGAACCUCGCUGAAGAGCCCGCCGACUGUGUCGUGUCUAUGGGCGAUGGCCAACUGUACCUACCAGACGACGUCUACCGUAACCUUGCCAUGUCAAUUCCAGGUGCCUUUUUGAACGAAUCGAUUGGUUUCUACGAGGUGCCGUGCGAGGCGAAGAACGACCCAACCAAUACAUGGACGGUCGGUUUCACGUCGCCGAAAACGCCAGCUCAUCCCAAGGGACAGGAAAUCUCCAUCGACAUUCCCGUGCAAGGCGUCAUUUGGCCCAUGAGCGCCAUCUUUGGCCCGACUGCAGACCCAGACACAUGCACUAUUGCGGCACAAGGCCCUUAUCUUGGAUCUGCAUGCAUUGUGGGUUGGACCAUGACGAAGUUUGGCUACUGGGUUUUCGACUUGUACAAUGGGGAGAUUAGUUUUGCUCCGCCAGCUGCCAAGGGCGAGAAGAAGAGCCAUGUCGUUCCACUUCCCAAGAACGGCGUCACUGCCCUCAAUCUUCGGUCUUAA
Messenger RNA from Trichoderma aggressivum f. europaeum, 1305 nucleotides. RefSeq lists its product as uncharacterized. The transcript is spliced from 2 exons. Gene Ontology annotation, molecular function: aspartic-type endopeptidase activity. NCBI's taxonomy places the organism in Eukaryota, Fungi, Ascomycota, Sordariomycetes, Hypocreales, Hypocreaceae. Gene Ontology annotation, biological process: proteolysis. The record is from RefSeq and is a predicted model, not a curated record. The coding region runs from base 1 to 1305 and encodes 434 amino acids.